Solanum dulcamara is the source of this 2674-nucleotide messenger RNA. RefSeq lists its product as uncharacterized. Lineage: Eukaryota; Viridiplantae; Streptophyta; Magnoliopsida; Solanales; Solanaceae. The coding region runs from base 1245 to 2468 and encodes 407 amino acids. The transcript is spliced from 2 exons. The record is from RefSeq and is a predicted model, not a curated record.
UUUGAUUUCAUGUCUAGAGGGGACAUGGCACAGCUCCAACUUAACGAGGACAUGACCCUAGAUAGGAAGGUUUGGAGUUCAAAAGAUAAGGAUAGAAGGUUAGUAAGUAGUUGAGUGUUAUAGCACUCUAUGUGGAAGUGGUAGGGGCUAUUUCGUAGUUGCGUGGUCUCUUAUUCUGUAAUGUGUAUGAUUAUCUAUUGCUUCAUUUGCUUUGUAUUUUGCUGUCAUAUUUUUGUGAUAGUUUGCUUCAAUGUCUUUUCUUUUGAGCCGAGGGUUAGUGGAAACAGCCUCUCUACCUCACAAAGGUAGAGGUAAGGUAACACAUCCUAACUUCCCUAUUCGGAUUUUGGUUUUUAACCAAGCCAUAUUCCAUAACCUCUUAACGUAUUAUAAUUCAUUUCUUCUCGAUGCUUGGUUUUAAACCGUAUUCCUGUUGUUGCAGCCAUGGCUAUAUCCUGAUAUUGCUUAUUCAGUAUAACAAGGAAAGGAUCAUAAGGUAAAAAGCUGCAAAGAUGGGGGCCAUAUGAAGGUGAACUGCCAAUUGUUCUUUUCUAGAAAUUAAGAGAUAGCUCCAACAUUCUCUCUGUUCCUGAUGUCUGCAGUAGAAUUAAGGUUCGACCACAAUUCUAGAAAUGCAAAAAAAGGGACACAGGAUCUUUUAGGGUAGAAGUUUAGUAAGUAGUUGAGUGUUAUCGCACUCUAUGUGGAAGUGGUAGGGGCUAUUUAGUAGUCGCGUAGUCUCAUAUUCUGUUAUGAGUAUGAUUUAUCUCUUGCUUCAUUUGCUUUGUCUUUUGCUAUUUGCUGUCGUAUUUUUGUGAUACCUUGCUUCGAUGACUUUUCUUUUGAGCUAAGGAUUUAGCGAAAACAACCUCUCUACCUCACAAAGGUAGGGGUAAGGUAACACAUCCUAACCUCCCUAGACCCCACUUGUGGGCAGUUGCAAAAACUUUCAGUUGAUUAGUCAAGCUUCUUCUGAUGCUUAAUUUAGAUUUUGGUUUAUAAGCAAGCCAUUUUCCAUAACCUCUUAAUGUAUUAUAAUUAAUUUCCUCUUGAUUCUUGGUUUUAACCCGUUUUUCUCUUGUUGCUGCCAUGGACCAUGGUUAUAUCCUGCUAUUGUUUAUUUAGGAUUACAAGGAAAGGAUCAUAAGGUAAAAAGCUGCAAAGAUGGGGGCCAUAUGAGGGUGAACUGCCAACUGGUCUUCUCUAGAAAUUAGGAGAUAGCUUCAACAUUUUCUCUGUUCCUGAUGUCUUCAGCAGAAUUAAGGUUCGACCACAAUUCUAGAAAUGCAAAAAAAGGGUCGCAGGAUCUUUUGGGCGGCAAGGAUUUUGAACUUGAUGAAUGUGAGAGAGAUAAUUUACAUGAACCUUUACGUAUGUUAGAGUCAGAGCUCAAAGUUUUGAGCGCGGAGAGUGUUCAUGUUCUGAAAUUAUGCGGGGGAAGCCAAUUGAUCGAGGAGUUCUAUUCUCAAACAUAUUGUGAUGAUGUUGCAAAGCUAGACCACCACCUCAAAGGCUACAAUCCCUCUGCAUAUAAUUACAAAGAUAGACAAUUGCACAUGCUUCAAAACAUUGUAGGCGAUGGUUCGCAGAGAACACCAGUAAAUACGAAUUCCGGAGGAUUUAUGGAAUUUGAUUAUUACAAAGUCAUAGAUCCUGGACAAACUAAGAAGGCUUGUUCUGAACUGGAUUCCGAAUGGAUUGGAGUUCAGAAGGCUGAACCAUGGUGGCGCACAGCUGAUAAGGAAUUAGCUGCCUCAGGUUCUCCCAAUUCAUCUGGAUGUAUUGCGUAUAAUGAUCAUUCAUGGCGUCAGUGUUUGGGAAGUGAGUCAUAUAAUUGUUCAAACCAGGUUAGUAUGGCAGAAAAGGAGUCUGUGGUUACUCCCAACUAUUGUCCAGGACAACAUCCUUCACAAAGCCAACAGAAGAUAUUGUGUGUUGGCAAAGGGUGCUUAACACGUCGUUCAGGACAGCCAGUAAGUGGUGAUGACAAUUUAAGUAUUGCCAAUGUCCUCUCAGCAGAAACUCAACCAGGAUCAAGUGAUCUCAGUAAAACACAGCUGUUAGAAGCACUAUGCCAUUCUCAAACCCGUGCAAGAGAAGCCGAACAAUUGGCACAGCAAGCCUACAACGAGAAGGAGCAUGUGAUCAAACUGUUCUUCAGACAGGCUUCUCACCUCUUUGCUUACCGGCAAUGGCUUCAAAUUUUGCAGCUUGAAGCACUGGUCCUCCAGCUCAGGAAAAAAGAUGAACAAGAUUCCAUCAAUUAUUCGACUUUCUUCCCCGUUAUCCCAAGCAAAGGCAGGAAACUGAAGAAGCUUAGAUAUAAUAAGCCUAUUAAGAGGAAGAGUAUAGGAAAGGGAAAAUGCAAGAUAAACAAGUCUGCUGUAGCUUUUGCCUUGGGUUUGGGUCUUGCUGGUGUUGGUUUACUACUUGGUUGGACCAUGGGAUGGCUAUUUCCUGCUCUCUGAUUCAUCUCGGGUUCGCUAAAUUCGGUAUGUAUGUAGGAUUGCACAUUAUGUAAAUAUACGACUACUACACCUCAAUUCCAAAGGCAUUGUGUAAAUAUAGUUGGUCCAAGGUCUUGUAAUGUAUGUUGUGUGUGUUAUCUUAUCAAAAUGCUUUGGACACUAUUUCAGUGCAGAUGAUUAAGAAAUUUGUGAAAUCUUCAUAUGUA